Molecule: messenger RNA, 801 nt
Organism: Rhizoctonia solani
Lineage: Eukaryota; Fungi; Basidiomycota; Agaricomycetes; Cantharellales; Ceratobasidiaceae
Product: histidine phosphatase family containing protein
Exons: 8
Coding region: 1-801 (266 amino acids)
Source: RefSeq, a predicted model, not a curated record
AUGGUCCAAACCAUAUUGAUCGCACGCCAUGGAUUUCGACUGAGUUGGGUUACCAGCAACUGGACCAGCCCUACGAGCACCAAGAAGGACCCACCACUGGCUGCCUACGGGGUUGCGCAGGCGGCUGAUCUAGCGAAGUAUAUAAAAAGUCUUCCAGAAGAGCAAAGACCUUCUUUAUUAUUUAGCUCUCCUUAUUAUCGGUGUUUGCAAACUUCGAACCCCUCCUCUGAAAUCCUCGACCUCCCUAUCUAUGUCGAACAUGGUCUCAGCGAAUGGUACAGUCCGGUUAUCCCUGGAACAGGAUUACAUCCCCGACCCCACGAUGCCACUACCUUGAAGCAAUAUUUCCCAUCAAUUGAUGCUUCAUGGGAAAGCAUUUACUAUCCCGAUCGACAUGGAGAAACCGUCAAGGGUGUACAUGACCGCUGCGCCGAGUUUCUUGACGCCCUUGUCGCUCGGAUUGAACAGCAUCCUACUCUUAGCAAACACAAGAGUAUAUUACUCGUAUCCCACGCCGCUACUUGUGCCGCACUCGUCCGCCACCUUGUGAAUGACCGCGAACUUCCGAUCCGAGUGGGAACUUGCACACUUUCGAUCCUAGAGCGAAACAAUAAUUCUAGCGAUGGGCCCAAGUGGAUUCCUCAAGGAACCCUUGCUGGGGCAGACUUUUUACCGGGGGGUGUAGAGAGGGACUGGGGGUUCGAAGACGCUAUCAUCAAGCAUGGUGAGGUUAUUGGGGAUCCAGGAGUGGUUCAGAAAGAAGAUCCAGGUUUUUCUGGCCUUGUUCCCGAUAAAGCGUGA